AUGUCUCGCGAACGCACUGCACAGUACCACAACUUGAGGAGACCAGCACAAGACGAGGACUUUGACCGACUCAAACGCUAUGAGGACUUCACCACUAUCGACUGGAUACAAGACUCGAUCAUCGAGCGCAAUAGGCGGCUGAGGACUGCGCGGAGACAGUCCAUACCCCACAGAGGUCCGAGGGGAGAGGUCACGCUCGCCUGGCUCUGGUCGCGACUGCAAGGCAUUGCACAUGCGGGCGAGAGCUGGUUCGUCGUCACGCUUGUUGGCAUUGCGAUUGGGUUCAAUGCUGCCAUCAUCUCUAUUGUGACGGAAUGGCUCUCGGACAUCAAGAUGGGCUACUGCGCGGACGGCUGGUGGCUGAACCAGCAGUUCUGCUGCUGGGAGAUCGAGGGCGGCGACGAGGACACCUGCGAGGCUUGGCACCAGUGGAGCAAUGUUAUGCCCGCGCGGUGGGCAAUAUACGUCCUCUUUGCUGCACUCUUCUCCUUUGUGGCAGCACACCUCGUGAAGCAGCUCGCGAAGUACGCUGCUGGAUCUGGCAUAUCCGAGAUCAAGUGCAUCAUUGGCGGGUUCAUCAUGAAAGGCUUUCUUGGAUUCUGGACGUUCUUUAUCAAGAGUGUAACUCUGCCCCUCGUCAUUGCCUCCGGGCUUUCCGUAGGAAAAGAGGGCCCUUCGGUGCACGUCGCGUGCUGCGUAGGAAACCUGAUAGCAAGCCUAUUCAAGGGAUUUUCGCGGAGCCAAGUCAAGAUGAGGGAGAUAUUGACAGCAUCCAGUGCUGCGGGCGUAGCUGUUGCCUUCGGUUCACCAAUUGGGGGAGUCCUGUUCUCUAUUGAGGAAAUGAGUAGUGUCUUCAGUAUUAAGACCAUGUGGAGAAGCUUCUUCUGCGCCCUUGUCGCGACGGUCACUCUGUCGGCCAUGAACCCGUACCGCAGUGGCAAGCUGGUACUGUUCCAGGUCACAUACGACAGAGACUGGCACUUCUUCGAGAUAAUAUUCUUCAUAAUCUUGGGCAUAUUCGGGGGUCUCUACGGCGCCUUUAUGGUGAAGUUUAACCUCAAGGUGGCGGAGUUCCGUCGCCGGUACCUGGGGAAACACGGCAUCGCAGAGGCCGUGACGUUGGCCGUAAUCACAGCCAUGAUCGGGUGGUUCAACCACUUCAUGCGUAUCGACAUGACGGAGAGCAUGGAAAUCCUCUUCCGCGAAUGCGACGGCGCGAGCGACUACGACCACCUCUGCCAGACAACGUAUCAAUGGCCGAUGGUCAACUCCCUCUUCCUCGCUACCGUUGCGCGGAUGGGCCUGGUUACUAUCUCAUACGGAUGCAAAGUGCCUGCGGGUAUCUUCGUGCCGUCCAUGGCCAUUGGCGCCACGUUCGGGCGGAUGGUGGGUAUCAUGGUCAAGGCGAUCAAUCGUGCGUACCCGACCUCGGGAAUCUUCUCUGUAUGUCAACCCGAUGUGCCAUGUAUCACUCCCGGAACGUACGCGCUCUUGGGCGCCGCUGCCGCGCUGAGCGGCGUGAUGCGACUGACUGUCACCGUUGUGGUGAUCAUGUUCGAACUAACCGGGGCCCUAACGUACAUCCUGCCUACUAUGAUCGUCCUACUGGUCACGAAGGCCGUCGGAGAUUUCCUUGGUACGAACGGCAUCGCGGACGAGAUGAUCCGUUUCAAUGGCUUCCCUUUCCUCGAGAAAGACGACCACGCAUAUAACGUACCAGUCUCUAGAGUGAUGAGAUUUGACCUCAAGACGCUUCCAGCAUCCGGUCUCACUGUCCAGGACAUAGAGAGCAUCCUUGCCAGCACGGAAGUGAAGGGAUUUCCGAUAGUGUCUGUGGACGCCAGCCGGACAUUGUUAGGAUUCAUCGAUCGAUCAGAGUUGCGAUACGUACUAGACAAGGCAAAGGACUAUCAAGACGUACAAGCAGGCACACCAGUGUCCUUCGCACCCGACGCCGAAGACGAAGAAGAAGCCGAGUUCUCCGGGAUGGCCUCGGGUCCCGCCGUCGGCAUAGACGACGAGCUCUCGUUGGAGAUCAUGGAGACCACAGCCACUCCCGACGUCCUCAAGCUCUGGCCCUGGGUGAACCAGACACCGCUCACCGUAUCUCCGCAACUGCCGCUCGAGGUCGUCAUGCAACUAUUCAAACGCAUGGGCCCCCGCGUCAUCCUGGUCGAGAACCACGGCGCGCUCGCGGGCCUGGUGACCGUCAAGGACGUGCUGCGGUUCACUAUGACCGAGCACGACGACCGGCACUCCCCGUGGAACGAGCAGCGGUUCGAUGGCGUGGUGGACGAGGCGGUAUCGUGGGGGAGCGACGCGGUCGACCGCGCGUGGGCGUGGUGUCGGGGGCGAUUAGGACGGCAUUAACUUAUUCGUGCACGCGUACCGUAUUUCUCCGGAUCUUGGAUGGUCUUCUAAUGCUAC
Molecule: messenger RNA, 2427 nt
Organism: Trametes versicolor FP-101664 SS1
Lineage: Eukaryota; Fungi; Basidiomycota; Agaricomycetes; Polyporales; Polyporaceae
Product: Cl-channel protein
Exons: 19
Coding region: 1-2370 (789 amino acids)
Biological process (GO): intracellular iron ion homeostasis; chloride transport; transmembrane transport
Cellular component (GO): membrane; fungal-type vacuole; Golgi apparatus
Molecular function (GO): voltage-gated chloride channel activity
Source: RefSeq, a predicted model, not a curated record